Messenger RNA from Durio zibethinus, 2758 nucleotides. RefSeq names its product tubulin folding cofactor E / Pfifferling (PFI) (gene PFI). Lineage: Eukaryota; Viridiplantae; Streptophyta; Magnoliopsida; Malvales; Malvaceae. The record is from RefSeq and is a predicted model, not a curated record. Gene Ontology annotation, molecular function: protein binding.
UUCUUUCCUUUAUUUACAUGUAUCUAAAUAUAGCGUUAAUGUUUUUAUUUUUUCUUUCCCUCUGUUUCUGUCAUCAUGCUCUUGUCAAUUGAUCGCAUUUGCAAUUUCCUUUCAGUCUCUUCAGUUCAAACAACUUGACCCAAUUACGCUAUUCUAUUAACUAACAAGACAAGCCAACAAAAUGGAGCAAAGCUCGUCUUUCACACUAGGACAACGAGUCCACUCAUCCACCGAUCCGCGCCGAGUGGGUACGGUCAAGUACGUAGGCGACGUGGAAGGGCACUUAGGCACGUGGGUCGGGGUCGACUGGGACCGUGAAGGAGAUGGCAAACAUGAUGGCUCCAUCAAUGGCGUUCGAUACUUCCAAGCUCGAUUCCAAAACUCAGCUUCAUUCGUGAGAGCCCAUAACCUCAGCCCAGGCAUUUCGCUCCUUGAAGCUCUUAAGCUCAGAUAUCAAUCCCACUCCACCAAACAAGAUGAGGAUGAAAUGUAUGUGCUUUCGGCCAGCAACAAGCGUGUAUCUGUUCAACUAUUGGGUAAAGAUAAGAUCCAAGAUAAGCUAAGUCGAUUUGAAGAGCUGAAAAGUGCUUCAAUAUCCUAUUUGGGUGUCACCACUCCUGGAGGUCCGGAUGAAAUUCGUGCUGCUGUGCCAAAUUUAAUGGAGCUUGACUUGACAGGAAAUUUGAUUUUGGAUUGGAAGGAUGUUGGCACCAUAUGUGAACAGUUACCGCAUCUUGUAGCACUCAAUUUGUCUAAUAAUUUAAUGAUACAGAACAUCACUGGGUUGCCCCUACUAAAAGGCAUCCGUGUUUUAGUUUUGAACAAUACAGGCAUAAACUGGUCACAGGUUGAAAUCCUUGAACAUUCAUUACCAGUGAUUGAGGAGUUACACCUGAUGGGGAAUAACAUAAGCACCAUAAAGCCAACAUCUUCCUCCAAUGUUCGGGGAUUUGAUUCUUUACAGCUUCUGAAUUUGGAAGACAAUUGCUUAGCUGAAUGGAAUGAAAUCUUGAAACUUUCUCAACUGAAAAGUUUGGAGCAGCUUUAUUUGAACAAGAACAAGUUCACCUGCAUCUUUUACCCAGAUAAGAAUAUGAUACAAGAAUUGCUCAAUCAUGAGUCAAGUGAGGAAAGCUGCUUGCCAUUUCAAAAUCUGCGAUGCCUUCUUCUUGGAAGUAACAAAAUUAGCGAUCUGGCUUCAAUUGACUCACUGAACUCAUUCCCGAAAUUGAUUGACAUCAGGCUUUCUGAUAACCCGAUAGCCGAUCCUGGAAGAGGUGGUCUCCCGAGAUUUGUUUUAAUUGCACGAUUAGCAAAAGUUGAAAUGCUAAAUGGUAGUGAGAUAAGUGCUCGUGAAAGAAAGGAGUCAGAAAUACGGUAUGUACGCUUAGUAAUGUCAAAGUUGCUUGAUAAUCCAGAAGAGAUAAAACAGCUUCAUCCCCGGUUUGUUGAGUUGAAGAAUUUUUAUGGGAUUGAGGAUGAAAGGCCAUUGGUAGGAGCAGCAGGCCCUCAGAAGAUGGCCUCAGGACUCUUGUCUAUCACUCUGAAAUGUGUGGCCCUAUCAGUUGGUGAGAAGCUUCCAUUGACAAAGAAAUUGCCAGCCACUACCACAGUUGGCAAGUUGAAAGCCCUUUGUGAAAGUUUUUUUAAACUAAAGUCCCUGAAGCUGAAAUUGUUUCUUCAAGAAGAGGGCUCUCCUCUACCAAUGUUGCUCGAUGAUGAAAUGGCAUCUUUAAUGGACAUUGGGAUUGGCAACGAGUCCACUAUUCUUGUGGAUGAAGAGAGUUAACAAACAAUUUGAUAGAGUUAACUAACUGAGUUUUGUUGUUCCAUGCUUCAAAAUGUUUACGGAUGUGAGAAUGCAAGGAGUUCUACAUCAUACAUGCUGAGCCUGAGAUGAGGCAUGUUUUAGACUUUCCGGAACCAAGAAAGAUACAAAAAUGAUUGGUUUGAUUUGUCGUUGAAAUGGCUGUCACCCUUCCAAAAUUACUUUCGAAGGAGACCAGCAGAAAUGCACCUUAUAAGACUUUUGUAGUAUACAUGGUAGCUAGGGAAGAGUAUUGGGACCUUUGUGUGAAGUUUUGGCUUGGCAUAACAUCUUUUCUUAAUGGUAGGUGCAUUUGGUGAAUUUGGCUUUUACUUUGCUUGAUGCACAAAAUGUACAAUAUUCUAUGUUUUGAUGACUCAUGAUCAAAGGAGCAUAUAAUAAUUUGUUCUUGUUGACCUGAAUCAACAAGUUCAUGUCAACGCUUGGACUGUGAGUAAGGUUUGGAUGAGAGUAUAUAUAUAAUAUAUACGUAAGUAAACAUUGUAAAUAUAAUAUUGAACCAAGUAAAUCUCUUUAGAGAUAUAGUCAACUAACAUAUAAACGGCUAAUUGUUUUUUGGAUCAGGUUGCAGGACAUUGAAGUUGACACUCGGAGUAUAUAGGUUUAAAGGAAUUUAUGUAUAUAAUGGUUUUUUUAAACCAAGGGUAGGAAAGUUUAAAAGUAAAUUAGAAAUUAAAAAAAAAAAAGAAGAAAAAAACAGAUAAACCAAUGGAUCAGCCUGUAGUUGGAGAAAUUCUGAAGUUGGAGCAAAUCUAUCAUGUGAGUUGAAUGAAACUGGUGGAAUUUUUAGUAAGAUUUGAAUGGUAAAACAUCAAUGUUACUCUGAUGGUCUCUGACAUAAGUAGUAAGCAUCCUCUAAUCCAUCUUGUAUGUGCCAAGGAUUUCUCUCUCAUACCCCUAUCGAAAUCCAUGGUUCCUCUUAUGUAUGAG